AUGCUUGAUACACUUCUCGCCCCAACGGGCCCCAGCCGACUCUAUGCGAUGUUGGCUCUUAUCUUCGUCUUCAUUUUGCUGGACACAGGCAGAAUGAUCUACUUCUCCAGGUUACACGCGUUAAAGAAAGUUCCUGGUCCUGGUCCCUGGUUUCCUGCAGCAAGCUCUCUUUGGAUUCGCUGGCAGCGGUGGCACGGCCGAUUAUCUUUCACGGCCGAUUAUCUUUCACGGCCGAUUAUCUUUCACGGCCGAUUAUCUUUCACGGCCGAUGACCUGCUCCGCCGAUAUCGACUUGUAGACAUCGACACAGCUCCCAAGGCGAUUCGAGCGCUCCACGCGAGAUUUCGAAUAAGGUCCGGUGAGCUGCUGUUCGAAUUGGGCGAGAACAUCGCCAACAAGAGCGUGUACAACGAGCUGCGCACCACUACGGAUAAGAAUAAUCUUGAAAAUCUUAAGCUGUUGGGCGCAUGUGUCAGCGAGGGCCUGCGGUUCCGCCCUCCCGUUGCAUUGACUGGGAGCCGAGUCGUGCCCAAGAAAAGCAUCGGAUUUCUUGGCUACGACAUCCCUGCAGGCACGGUCGUGACCACCCACCCAUUUCCAAACUAUGCUAUGAUUGUUUCGACCCGCCCAGAUCGGUGGAAGAGGACGGACUGGCUGAAGUCUGCCGCCUCACGGCCCCCUUUGGUUUGGGUGCUCGAUGGUGCCCUGGCGGCAACAUGGCUAACUACCAGAUGCGUCUUAUCAUCGCGGCUGUUCUCCGCGAAUUCAAAACUUUCCAUCGGCCCCGAGACUACUCCGGAGUCAAUGACUCCUUUCCAGGCCAAUUGA
This is a messenger RNA of Diaporthe amygdali, 828 nucleotides long. RefSeq lists its product as uncharacterized. The record is from RefSeq and is a predicted model, not a curated record. Gene Ontology annotation, molecular function: heme binding; oxidoreductase activity, acting on paired donors, with incorporation or reduction of molecular oxygen; monooxygenase activity. Lineage: Eukaryota; Fungi; Ascomycota; Sordariomycetes; Diaporthales; Diaporthaceae. Bases 1 to 828 code for a protein of 275 amino acids. The transcript is spliced from 4 exons.